AUGGUAGCCUGGAACAGACCUAGAAUAACAUUACUUUCAGUGGGUAUUCUCUUCCACCUUUUCUACUUAUGGUCCAUCUUUGAUAUUUAUUUUGUUUCACCAUUAGUACAUGGUAUGACUCUCUUUAAGAGUACUGAGACUCCGCCAGCCAAGAGAUUAUUCCUUAUAGUUGGUGAUGGUUUACGUGCCGACACCACAUUUGACAAUAUUACACAUCCGAUAACUGGUGAAAGUGGUUACCUUGCACCAUUUAUUCGUUCAAUUGUUCAAGAGAAAGGUACUUAUGGUGUGUCUCAUACAAGAAUGCCUACAGAAUCUAGACCAGGUCAUGUUGCCAUGAUUGCCGGUUUCUAUGAAGAUGUUAGUGCUGUGACAAAAGGUUGGAAAGAAAAUCCUGUUGAUUUUGAUAGUUUUUUCAAUCAAUCUACACAUACAUAUUCGUUUGGUUCCCCUGAUAUCUUACCUAUGUUCAAAGAAGGUGCUACUGAUCCUAAUAAAGUAGAUGCAUGGAUGUAUGGUCACGAAUACGAAGACUUCACGCAAUCUUCAAUUGAAUUGGAUGCAUACGUCUUUAGACACCUUUAUCAACUGUUUGAUAACACUACAACAGAUUCAAAAUUAGAUUUUCAGAUUAGACAAGAUGGGAAUGUAUUUUUCUUACAUUUAUUGGGUUGUGAUACAGCAGGCCAUUCAUAUAGACCUUAUUCUGCUGAAUAUUAUGAUAACGUUAAAUAUAUAGAUGAACAAGUCUCUAUUUUGGUGGAUAAAGUUGAAAAGUUUUUCGGCGAUGAUGAAACUGCAUUUAUUUUCACUGCUGAUCAUGGUAUGAGUGCAUUUGGUUCUCAUGGUGAUGGUCAUCCAAACAAUACUCGUACUCCUCUUGUUGCAUGGGGUGCUGGUAUCAACACUCCAAUAAAGAACAAAAUCCCGAUAUUUGAUAAUUAUACCGAAUCUUGGAAUUUAGGUGAUAUUCAGAGAAAUGAUGUCAAACAAGCCGAUAUUACUCCGUUGAUGUCUUAUUUAAUAGGUACUAACUACCCAGCUAACUCGGUGGGUGAAUUACCAUUGGCUUUCAUUAAUACCAAAGAUGGUGAGAAAUUUCAAGCUUUAUACAAUAAUGCAAGAAGUAUCUUGGAGCAAUAUUUAGUGAAAGAACAAGAAGUCAUCGAAUCACAAUUUAUUUAUACGGAAUAUUACAAAUUUGAAGAGAAAUCUCACGAAUCAUACUUGAACGAAAUUCAUACUUUAAUUGAUAAAAUCUCAAAGGGUGAUACUUCUUUAGAGCCUCAAGUAAUUAAAUUGACGGAGGAACUAAUGAGUAUUACUUUGGAAGGGUUACAAUAUCUGACUACAUAUAACUGGAGAUUGAUUCGAACCAUUGUUACAUUUGGAUUUAUUGGAUGGAUUGUCUUUUCCUUCGGAAUCUUCUUAAAAGUUUUCAUAUUAGGCAAAGAAAAUGAACACAAUUCGCCAUCAUUGUUGAAUAUGAUCCUAUUUGGCAGCAUGUAUUGUAUUUUGAAUUAUGUUCUCUAUUACCAACGUUCACCAUUCAAUUUUUAUAUGUACCUUUUGUUCCCAAUAUACAUGUGGAGCCACAUUUUUACCGAAAAGACUGUUCUUGUUCAUGGUGUUAAAAAAUUCUUCAAAUCUAUUUCCAAUACCGAAAGAGCGUUUAUUGCCAUCUGUAUUGUUGCAAUCUAUGAAAGUAUAGUGUAUGGUUUCUUCCAUCGUUGGAUUUUUACAUUAAUAUUUGUAAUCUUAGCAUUUUACCCAUUAAUUUGUGGCAACUGGAGUAUACUGACAAAUAUUGCAUGGAUAUUAACAAGUUUUUACAUUUCGACUUUCACAUUAUAUGAUGCUGUCAAAGUUGAAAGUUUGACUCAAAUCAAUUUAGCUGGUACAUUUAUUAUCCUGGGGUCAUUGCAUUCUAUCGGAAAAAUUGUCAAGGCUAAACAAGUUAGUUACUAUUCACUAUCUAUUUUAUUAACACAAGUCUGUCUUGUACCACUAAUGCUUUUUACCACAAACAAAUCCGUCGUUUCUUUACAAAACAGAACUGGUUUACCAAGAGGUGCACAAAUUUCCGGAUGGGCUAUCAUGAUAUUAUCAUUAUUCGUCAUGCCAUUUUUACAUUAUUUGAAACCAAGUAAUCAUUACAGAGUCAGAUUAUUAAUUAUCUUUUUGACCUUUGCACCAACUUUCAUAAUUUUAACCAUAUCUUUUGAAUCUAUUUUUUACUUUUUAUUCACCGGAUACGUUGUUCAAUGGAUAGAGAUUGAAACACAAAUUAAGAGACUUAAAUUAAAGGAUCAAGAAGAAAGUUAUGCUCAGUUGAUUAGAAUCUCAUUAAUUGGGUUUUUCUUAUUACAAGUUGCAUUUUUCGGUACUGGUAACGUUGCAUCAAUUUCAUCAUUUUCACUAGAUUCUGUGUAUAGAUUAAUACCAAUUUUUGAUCCUUUCCCAAUGGGUGCAUUAUUAAUGUUAAAAUUAAUCAUUCCAUAUAUUAUCUUAUCGACAGGUCUAGGUGUUUUGAAUUUGAAGUUAAAUAUCAAGGAUUAUACCAUUUCUACAUUAAUCAUCUCUACAAGUGAUAUAUUAUCAUUAAAUUUCUUUUACUUGCUAAAGACUGAAGGGUCAUGGCUUGAUAUUGGUGUUACUAUCUCAAACUAUUGUCUAGCUAUCUUAUCUUCGUUGUUUAUGCUAACAAUAGAAAUGGUAGGACAUAUUUUGUUAAAGAACGUUAUCGUAGAACAAGAAGUAGAACAGAUGAAAAAGAAACAGUAA
Messenger RNA from Maudiozyma barnettii, 2784 nucleotides. It is a transcript of the gene MCD4, whose product is annotated as mannose-ethanolamine phosphotransferase MCD4. Gene Ontology annotation, molecular function: mannose-ethanolamine phosphotransferase activity. Gene Ontology annotation, biological process: GPI anchor biosynthetic process. NCBI's taxonomy places the organism in Eukaryota, Fungi, Ascomycota, Saccharomycetes, Saccharomycetales, Saccharomycetaceae. Bases 1 to 2784 code for a protein of 927 amino acids. Gene Ontology annotation, cellular component: endoplasmic reticulum membrane. The transcript has a single exon. The record is from RefSeq and is a predicted model, not a curated record.